AUGGAGGGAAUUAAGAUAUUUGCACCUGACGUAGACCACGUGUGGUUACCUGGUGUUAUCUGUGGUACAAAAGACAAUGGUAAACAAUUAACUGUACGACUUGAUGAAGUCGUAGGAGUGCGAGAUAUGUCGGUACUCGAGUUCAUUCCGUCGGAGCGUGAACUCAAAUCUUUUGCUGGUACUCAACGUUCAGUCGAUUUGACUGAUUUAUCCGUAUUAGAAGCACUUAAUGCAAAGAAUACAUCGGUGGAAUCAGAAGAGAAUAAACCAUCAUUGCCGUUACAAAAUUCAAGUGAUAGUGCAAAUGGAUUUGAUGAUAUGAUUCUUAUUGAUCAUUUACACGAAGCAUCGAUUCUCUAUAAUCUGAGACGACGGUUUUUUCGACAAUUGCCAUACACUUAUACGGGUCGAAUUUGUAUAGCUGUGAAUCCAUAUCAAUGGCUAAAUUUAUACUCUAAACCUACGAUGGAAAGAUUUAGCGAUGGAAAACGAGAAAACAAACCUCCACAUGUUUAUGCUAUCUCCAUGGAAGCUUUUUUCAAUAUGAGACAAAAGCAUGAGAAUCAGAGUAUUCUAGUAUCAGGUGAAUCAGGCGCUGGAAAAACCGAGACAACAAAGAUUGUCAUGAGUCAUUUAGCAGCAUUGGCGACAAAUUCGAAUUCGAAAGUGAUUCAGCAGAUUAUUCAAGCAAAUCCAUUGCUUGAAUCAUUUGGGAAUGCGAAAACCGUGCGCAAUGAUAAUUCCAGUCGUUUUGGGAAAUUUACCGAGCUUCAGUUUACAAUUGAAGGUCAAUUAAUUGGUGCCAGGUCACGCACGUAUUUAUUAGAGAAAAGUCGAGUCACGACGCAAGCUCAUGGAGAACGGAACUUUCAUAUUUUCUAUCAAUUACUAGCACAGCGGAAACAGUUACCGACCUUGGAACUUGAUAUGGUCGAUUCAUUUAAAUAUGUGUCUGUAAAGACUCAAGGUCCUGGUGGUGAUGAUGAAGGUGAUCUGCGUCGCACUCGAGAAGCUCUUGAGCUUGUUGGCAUUGCACAGCCAUUGCAACAGGAGAUUAUCCAGAUUCUAGGUGCCGUACUUCAUUUGGGUGAGACAGAGUUUACGACGCGAAAUGGUGAUGUGGAUGCCUCACAACUUUUAGAUGUCAAGCAUUUUAGCGUAGCUUGUCGUUUGCUUGGUGUCGAGCCAGACGCACUGGAGCGUGCAGUGUGCAACCGUAAUGUAUUUGUGGGCCGUGAAGUCAUUCUGAAGCCAAUGACGCACGACCAGGCGGCCGAUUGUCGUGAUGCGUUGGCAAAGAGCUUGUACUCGAAGUUAUUCCUAUGGCUUGUGGAGCAGAUUAACCAGACUAUUGGAGUAAAGACCAAGGGGGUGGGGUCGUUCAUUGGCAUUUUAGAUAUCUUUGGUUUCGAGCACUUCGAGACCAACUCGUUUGAGCAGUUUUGCAUUAACUACGCCAACGAAAAACUGCAGCAAAAGUUUGUGCAGGACGUGCUGAAGACGGUACAGAUUGAGUACGAAGAGGAAAAUAUUUCGUGGUCUCACAUCACUUUUGCAGACAACCAGGACGUGCUGAACCUUAUUGAAGGUCGCCUUGGUGUUAUCAGCUUUUUAAACGAGGAAUCGCUACUUGCCACGGGUACGGACGCGUCAUUUGCAAGUAAAUUAGGUGCCGUGAUGGAAAAUAAUCCGCUUUUGGAGACUCCUCGGCUGAACAAGUGCGCUUUUUCCAUCAAUCACUACGCUGGUAAGGUGACCUACGACGCAUCGGGCUUUCUUGACAAACAUCGCGACGCUAUCCUGCCGGAUAUUAAGCAAUGCAUGAGCAAGUCCAAGCUUAAAAUCUUGUCCAAGAUGUUCACGGACGAUGUGAAUGCCAUUAAUGGUGAUAGUGGUACUAGCGCCCGUGGCAGGACGCGCAGCAGUGGUGUGAAAAAGGGAGGACACGCUCAAACGCGUCGUACAACGGUGGGCACACAGUUUAAGGAGAGUUUGUCACAGCUGAUGGAGAAAAUUGGACUUACGGAGGUACACUACGUGCGUUGUCUGAAACCCAACCCAUUAAAGAGUGCUCACUGCUUUUCACACGGAGAUAUCGUUAGCCAGCUGCGUUGUGCUGGAGUUAUUGAAGCCAUUCGAGUGUCUCGCAGCGCGUACCCCAGUCGCAUGCCGCACCUGGAAUGUAUAAAAAAGUUUCGCGUGCUUCUCACCGGUGCUAUUCCGACACAGAACAGAUUCUUGAACGACUCAGACACGGAACAUAGUAAGACUCAAUGUGAACAGCUGACAGAGAAGCUUUUGCCGGGACGCAACAUUCGUGACUAUCAAGUGGGUUUGACCCGUGUCUAUUUUCGUGAGGGUGUUUUAGAAGAGCUGGAGACAAAACGAGGCUGGGCGCUGCGGAAGUACGCAAGCGUGUUACAGAAGAACGUGCGCGGCUGGCUUGCGCGCAGGUAUUUCGUGCGACAAAAGCAGCAAAUUAUGGUCAUCCAAAAGUACUGGCGCCGCUAUGUCAUUCACAAACAGUAUUUGACGCUGCGUCGAGGUGUAGUGCAGCUGCAGGCUCAACUUCGCGGCGUUUUGGCUCGAAAGAUGUACCGUGUGCUCAAGUUUGACUACCGCAUUGUGCGUUUCCAGGCUCACUGCCGCAUGCACACGGAGCGGCAGCGUUACCUCAAGAAAGUAGCUGCUGCAACGCGGCUGCAGGGUUUUUUUCGUUUUUCGAUUUUGCGUCUUGUGUUUCUGCGCAAAAUGGAAAAGGAGAAAGCUUACAAAGAGCUUGGCUCCAAGGUAGCGCAACUUCAAAUGAAGUUGGAUAGAAAGCAGGUGCACACUGGAACGAAGACGUCUCCAUCCGGUAAAACUCAUUCACUGAGUCCGUCAGAUUUACCUAACGCGUCAGGGUCUAGCAGCGAUCGUGGCACAGGGAGUAGCAGCUCGACCCGGGGCUCGAUGAUUAAUAAUCGAUUCAGCGGGACUAGUGGUAUUUUAGAUGAGAGUCACGAAGUGAUCACUGCACUUCACGAAGAGAACGAAAAGUUGCGUCAGCAAUUAGAAAAGCAAGAGUCUGAAAUCCAGCGCCUUAAGACCGAGAAUCGUACGCUAAAAAACUGGCAACAGUCGAAGGAGGUGGGUGAACAGGUGCAGAAGCUGGCCUACCGCGACCAAGAAAGCAAGGACUUAACGUAUUUAGCGGCGAUCGAGACAGAAUACGAGAAGCUCCGUUCGUACAUUUGCGAAUUACGAGAGUUGCCUACAGACAUAGGCAGUAUUACGCAAGCGAACAGCGCUGUUCCGGCUUCUAAUAACCGUGGCUCGCUGUCAUCAUUGUCGUCAGAUAAGUCGCUUCUUGCCACGGCUGCGGUCAACGGCAUCAUGGACCAAAAAUCGGCCGAGGCGCACCACUUGCUCCUGAAAAGUGCUGCACGCAUUGGUCAUGCCAAGAGCAAGGUUUCUAGUAAGGGCAACGCACGUCGGGUGAAAGAUCAUUGGGAAGAGAUUCGUAAUUUCCCGCCGUCCAUGCACUAUAAUCUGGGUUCUGUGCCAUGGAAGCGGUUGCUUACGGAUUGGGCGCAGGGCAACCCGAAAAAGCUGGACUACAUGACGCGAUGGCUUAAGAACGUUUUAGAUGGCGGUCCAAUUGUGUCGGACACAUUUCCAAUGGGCGUUGAACUUAAGUACGUGACGCCGAUGAUGUUGGAUGGAUUUAUGCAGCUCGUUAUCCCGAAGCUUGCGGAGCGGCCAGAUAUUCAGGUGCAUGUGCACACGAAAGAAUUUAUUGGAACGAGCAUGCGGAUUACUCUGUCGCAAAUGGAGCAGCAUAAGGGUAAUGGUUGGGUUACUCCGGCCCAUCCCCGCGUUGAGCGGUCCCCACCGCUGGAGGUCGAAGAUUUCCAGCGGAUUUCGAUCCUCGCCAACAAUGAUAGCAGAAGUUCAAGCAGUCGCAUGUCCUCCUCGACGUUGAGUCUCUCGCCCAUGGAGUCAAGCUCGGGCAUGUCAUCAGGUAGCCCAAGUAGCUACCGCUCAAGCAUCUUUCGCUCAGGUCGUAGCAAUCACAACAGCGACCACAACCCGCGCAACUCUUUUUUCCAUCGGAAUAAGUAA
Molecule: messenger RNA, 4104 nt
Organism: Peronospora belbahrii
Lineage: Eukaryota; Oomycota; Peronosporomycetes; Peronosporales; Peronosporaceae
Source: the annotation of a GenBank genome assembly